CCCCUUGUUUUAUUUUUUCCUCCCUUUUGCAUUUCAUCUUGUCCUCCCUCGCCUCCGUGGGGCGCAGCGCGCUGCCCGGACGUCUGCCCUCGUCCCGCCCGUCGUCCCUCGCCCGGCCGCCCGCCCGCCCGAGCGAUGAGCAUUGAGACGCUGCUGGAGGCGGCCCGCUUCCUGGAAUGGCAAGCGCAGCAACAACAGAGAGCACGUGAGGACAAUGACAAGCUGCGGCUGGAGCGGGAACAGGAGCAGAAGAAGGCGAGCGCGGCGAGGGUUAACCACGCCCUGCCCCGCGAAGAGGCCCCCCCGGCCCCGCCACCCGCCCCCCCACCCGCCCUGGCCGCCCCCCUGACGGUCAUCCCCAUCCCCGUGGUCACCAGCUCCCCGCAGCCCCUGCCGCCGCCUCCGCCGCCUCCCCCGCAGCUACCCCUGGCCCCGCGCCAGCCCACCCUGGUCGGCGCCCCCGGGCCGAGCGGGAAGGACCCCGGCCUCCCCCUCCCGCUCAUCCGGCCCCCCGUCGCCCCCUCCCUCCUGCCGGACGCCAAGGCGGCCGUCCCGGCCUCGGGCAGCCCCAAGCCCCUGCAGCCUUUCCCCGCGUCCAUCCUGACGGUGGUCCAGCAGCCCAGCCAACCCCAACCGCCGCCCCCGCAGCCGCCGCCCCCACCUCCCCCACCCCUCGGGGCCCUGAAACUGGCGCCCGCCGAAGACAUCAAGCCCAACGAGCAGAAGAAGCGGCCGGGGGGGAUCGGGACCAGAGAAGUGCACAACAAGCUGGAGAAGAACAGGCGGGCCCACCUGAAGGAGUGUUUUGAAACCCUGAAGCGGAACAUCCCCAACGUGGAUGAGAAGAAAACAUCUAAUCUCAGCGUCCUCCGCAGCGCCCUGAGAUACAUCCAGACGCUGAAACGAAAGGAAAAGGAGUACGAACACGAGAUGGAGCGCCUGGCCCGGGAGAAGAUCGCCGCUCAGCAGCGCCUGGCGGAGCUGAAGCACGAACUGAGCCAGUGGAUGGACGUGCUGGAGAUCGAGCGGGUGCUCAGGCAGCCCGGGCAACCGGAAGACGACCAGGCCUCCACCUCUACGGCCUCGGAGGGCGAGGACAACAUGGAAGAGGACAUGGAAGAGGACCGGCCCAUCUCCGGACUGCCCAAGCUGAGCCAGCGGCCCCAGGCCGAGCCCUUGAAGCCAGCACCCCUGCCCCCCGGCGCCAUCCCCAGCCCGGCCCCCCACUCCCACCCGGCAGCCCUGCCCCCUCCACACCUUCCCCUGCCGCAGAAGCCUCCCCUCCCCCCUCCACCACCCACGGCUGCUGCCCCCUCAGCCCUGGUCCCGGCCUCCGCCCACCUGGUGGCCACCGCGGCGGCGGCGGGCAGCUCGACGGUCAUCGCCCACACGGCCACCACCCACGCCUCGGUCAUCCAGACUGUGAACCACGUGCUCCAGGGGCCAGCCGGCAAGCACAUCGCCCACAUCGCCCCCUCGGCCCCCAGCCCCGUCCAGCUGGCCCCCGCCACCCCGCCCAUUGGCCACAUCACCGUCCACCCGGCCACCCUGAACCACGUGACCCACCUGGGGCCUCAGCUGCCCCUGUACCCCCAGCCCGUGGCGGUCAGCCAGCCCGUGGCGGUCAGCCACAUUGCCCACACCCUCUCCCACCAGCAAGUGAACGGCACGGGCGGGCUGGGCCCACCGGCCGCCGUCAUGGCCAAGCCGACGGUGGGGGCCCAGGUGGUCCACCACCCCCAGCUGGUGGGCCAGACGGUCCUGAACCCGGUCACUAUGGUGACCAUGCCCUCGUUCCCCGUCAGCACUCUGAAACUGGCCUGAAGGGGAGGGACGCCGCUGAGAGGCCCCGGGCUCAACACCCACCCAGGGUGAGAGCCAGGUCUCCGGGCCCCGAGCGGGCUGGGGUUGGGGGGCAGGGGUGCGCUUCCCUCCCCCCCCACCCCGGUCAGCCUGGCCGGCCUCAUACAUUCCAGCCCAGCCCUGGCCCUCGCCCCAGGGGGCCAGGAUGAGGGGUAGAGACAUGGAACCCGGUGCCGGGGUCGGUGUGGGGCCGCACCCCCUCCCCUCACUCCCGGGAUACGGGCCGGGGGCGGGGGUAGGCAGGGGCCCAGCCUCACUGCCCUAGGACUCACGAGUGAUGACGUGGGUGAGCGUGUCCCCGUCCCCUCCGUCCACCUCCAGCCUCCUGCUUCCCCCUGUGAUCAGUGAGAUGUGGAUGUGAUGUUCAUGGUUUUGGUCUCCCCCAUCCCCCUCGUCCUUCCCUUUUCACGUGCUGCUACUGCUGCUGCUUGGUAGGGCGAGGUGGCUGAG
Ornithorhynchus anatinus (platypus) is the source of this 2313-nucleotide messenger RNA. It is a transcript of the gene MNT, whose product is annotated as MAX network transcriptional repressor. The coding region runs from base 136 to 1824 and encodes 562 amino acids. The record is from RefSeq and is a predicted model, not a curated record. The transcript has 6 exons. Gene Ontology annotation, molecular function: RNA polymerase II cis-regulatory region sequence-specific DNA binding; protein dimerization activity; DNA-binding transcription factor activity, RNA polymerase II-specific. Lineage: Eukaryota; Metazoa; Chordata; Mammalia; Monotremata; Ornithorhynchidae. Gene Ontology annotation, biological process: regulation of transcription by RNA polymerase II.